AUGGAGGUUAGUUAUGACAAGCCAGUCAUGUUGACAACUAAUCAUGAUAAAAAGGUGCAGAAGAAUAAUCAAGAUUGUGCACAUAAGAGAAGUUUGUCAGAACAUGAUAAUACAAAUAAUACUGAUAAAUUAGCUAUUGAGCUAGAAAAAAUUGCAUUGAUAGAAAAUGGAAGAGAUGCAAGUUUAAAAUAUUAUAGUGAGUAUAAAAAGUUUAUAAGUAGUAGAAAAAAACAAGAUUUUAACAAAACAGUCUCGAUCAAAAAGCUAAGUGCAGACAAAAGACUGAAAAGACCUAAUAACACUAUUAAAGAAAGCAAGCGUCAUUGUAGUAGUAAAAGCAGUUCAAAAGAUAAAGCAGUAGAGAAAAUUGAUAAAGCAGAGAGUUUCGAUUAUAGUUACAAAGGCAUCUUUGAAAAAAUUUUAGCAAGACUUGACAGAAUUGAGAAAAG
Messenger RNA from Dentiscutata erythropus, 449 nucleotides. NCBI's taxonomy places the organism in Eukaryota, Fungi, Glomeromycota, Glomeromycetes, Diversisporales, Gigasporaceae. The record is from the annotation of a GenBank genome assembly.